Messenger RNA from Ostertagia ostertagi, 1398 nucleotides. The record is from the annotation of a GenBank genome assembly. Lineage: Eukaryota; Metazoa; Nematoda; Chromadorea; Rhabditida; Trichostrongylidae.
AUGACCGUUGAGGAAGUAGCCCAUCUUUUAUGCGUGAAUUUCAAUCAAGAUGCGAAGUCGCUAGCUGUUGGACAUGCUAAUGGCUACAUUCUUUACAAAACGUCAGAUGCUCUAGAGUCUUCAGUACUGUUAGACGAUGCCGACAAUUCAGCCGCAAUACAUGAGGCAAUCAUCGUGGAGCGGUUAUUUAAUUCCUCUCUGGUUGUUAUUGUCUCACAAAAGGAACCCCGAGUGAUGCACAUUUACCACUUCAAGAGCAAGAAUAUGAUUUGUGAUUACAAGUUCACAAAGUCUGUAUUGAAUGUGAAACUUAAUCGAGAUAGAGUUGUUGUCUGUGUGGAGGACUCUAUAUUUAUUUACACUCUGAAGGACAUGAAGCCACUUCAUACCAUUCUUGAUACACCUUUGAAUCGGCUCGGCUUGAUCGAUCUCUCACCUGAGGCCAGCUGCUUGAUAGCAUAUCCAGCAAGUGCAGAAGCUGGAAGCGUGCAUAUCUUCGAUUGUAUGAACCUUUCGGCAGUUAACACUUUCACAGCUCACGACGGACCUUUGGCCUGUCUCAAAUUCAACGCAGAUGGUACAAUGAUUGCAACGGCAAGCAUAAAAGGAACAGUCAUACGUGUUUACAGUGUUCCUCAAGGGACAAGAUUAUUCGAAUUCCGUCGAGGAAUGUCCAGAUGCGUGACAAUCUACUCUCUGGCUUUCUCUGCCGACUCCACAUAUUUGUGCUCUUCGAGUAAUACCGAAACUGUUCAUGUGUUCAAAUUAGAGAAGCCAGAAGAUCAAGAGAAGAAACAAGAGUCAACGGCAGAAUCUUCUAGUGGCUGGUUAGGUUAUCUAACGCAAGCUGCUUCAAGUUACCUUCCAACGCAAGUGAAUGAGCUCAUGACUGUAGAACGAAGCUUCGCUACUGCUAUAUUGCCAGGAUCUGACAAGAAGAAUGUGGCUGCCAUGCCAACAAUCAAAGGUCAACCGCAUCUUCUGGUGGCUACAACGGAUGGUUUCCUGUAUUGCUAUCGCAUUCUGAGUACUGGUGGCGAAUGUGAUCUUGUGAAAAUGCACCGCAUAGGUGUCAAUGCGACGGAGACGAAUAGAACUGAAUCUAGUCGAGCAAGCAACGCAGAAGUGGUGCGAGAGUACCGGAUGCUAACGAUCCCGAAGAUUUCCCACCGAUCUGUCACACAACGGGAUGAUUAUUUGGUACGACUUCCUAUGAUCUAUUCUGUUUUCAGAGAGUCAACGGCAGAAUCUUCUAGUGGCUGGUUAGGUUAUCUAACGCAAGCUGCUUCAAGUUACCUUCCAACGCAAGUGAAUGAGCUCAUGACUGUAGAACGAAGCUUCGCUACUGCUAUAUUGCCAGGAUCUGACAAGAAGAAUGUGGCUGCCAUGCCAACGUAA